AUGGCGACGCGCUGCCUUGGGUCCGCGUCCGAUGGCGAGCUCUUAUCUCAGCUUCUGCAACAUCGGCGUCGCCUGGUGCAGAUGGUUCUCGACAUGUCGCAGGAUGCGGCCUACAACAUACCUGAAUUUCCACUAGUCGAUAUGCACGGUACGCUUUCGGAUCUCACGGAUCUGGAGGAGUUGGAGACGAGAACCGUGAUUCGUGAGGACUCUCAACCUCGGCCCGCGAAGCGCCCAAAAAUAGUGGAACACUUGCCAAGCUCUCCGGCCGAUAUUCUGGCUUUCUGCCAGAACGGAUUGGAGAUCUUGUCCAAUUUCAUUCGACCCGCCAGCGAUAAGGAGACACACGUAGCUCGGAGUGACUCGGAACUGGUGAAGCUAGUGAUUGCCUUGCGAACCGUCUCCCGCACGAAACAACGUAGUCUCUUGUGGCUACCUCAUCUCAAAACUUCACACCUUCUUCUUGCCCUUCAUGAAUUCGCAAGGCCCGGCAAUCUUAUCGAAUCCGUCCAUCCCAGCGUCGAAAAUAGCUUCCGCGACCACGCUUGGCGAAGCCUGAUCAACCUACUUCUUCAUAAUCUGCUCAGUUUUGAUCCACAAUAUGACCCCGAGCCAGAAUACCCUCCUGUCCAAGUUCCGAUAGUCAAAUUCACCCCAGUGGAUGGGUUUAAUAUGUUGCGCUGUCUGAGCGAUCAUCCCAAUGCCCUGCCCUGGGUGUCCAAUCCUAUGGCGGUUUUCUUCCUGGUAUCGGAGAGUAAUUUCCAACGUGAUUGGACAGAAUGGCUGGGUCCAACUUUAACUAGCCUAGGUUUCCUUAUCGAACCAGGAUGGAAGGUGUCUGACAUAUAUCGGACUACGACUCAAAUACCACAACUCAGGAACCUUGCGAACCUGUACAAGGCCACAUUUCACCCGAAAUUAGAGCAAAUCUUGCGCUUAGAUAUCCUUUACCGCCUGCAGAAAAAAGGCCUCAACGCCCAGAUCUUUCGGACAGAACAGGAGGGGGUUGUUCCUUGUGUUGGCGACGACCAAAUCGGGAACGCUGCCUUCGAGAUGAGUAUUUCUCUCGGGUAG
Messenger RNA from Mycena indigotica, 1074 nucleotides. RefSeq lists its product as uncharacterized. Lineage: Eukaryota; Fungi; Basidiomycota; Agaricomycetes; Agaricales; Mycenaceae. The transcript is spliced from 5 exons. The coding region runs from base 1 to 1074 and encodes 357 amino acids. The record is from RefSeq and is a predicted model, not a curated record.